This is a messenger RNA of Mesorhabditis spiculigera, 732 nucleotides long. Lineage: Eukaryota; Metazoa; Nematoda; Chromadorea; Rhabditida; Rhabditidae. The record is from the annotation of a GenBank genome assembly.
AUGGCGGAAGGCGAAGAAAACCAACAGCCCGGUUCCUCGACGGUUGCUAAAAAUCCGCAAAAAAACAGGAAGGAAACUAUUUAUCAGCCACUCGGUGAAAAGCACGCCCUACAGAAUCGAUGGGCACUGUGGUAUUUGAAGGCGGAUCGCAAUCGUUGUUGGGAAGAUUGUUUGAAACAAUUGGCGGUAUUCGAGACGGUUGAGGACUUCUGGAGUUUGUACAGUAAUAUUCAACCCUGUAGUGCCCUGGACUGGGGCUCGGAUUAUUAUCUAUUUAAGGAGAAUAUUCGUCCAAUGUGGGAAGAUUCUAGUAAUGUGCGAGGUGGUAGAUGGUUGGUUGUGGUUGAGAAGCGGAAAAGACAGCAACUUCUUGAUCAUUAUUGGAUGGAAUUGAUGAUGGCCAUGGUUGGCGAACAGUUUGAAGAUAGUGGAGAGCUGAUUUGUGGAGCUGUAGUGAAUGUACGACAGAAGGGAGAUAAGGUAUCAUUAUGGACUCGUGAUGCCGAGCAAGACAACGUCAAUAUGCGAAUCGGGCAAAUAUUGAAGGCAAAGCUAACGAUCCCGGCCACUGACACACUGCGGUAUGAGGUUCAUAAGGAUUCUUCAAGACGUACCUCAUCUAUGGUCAAGCCACGAAUUGUCAUUCCGGGUAUCCCCGAACCUCCUCCUUCUGCUAAGAAAAAGGAAAAGACGGGCAAAGACAAGGAAAAUGAAGCGGCCAAGGAAUCCCAA